Molecule: messenger RNA, 2695 nt
Organism: Cuculus canorus (common cuckoo)
Lineage: Eukaryota; Metazoa; Chordata; Aves; Cuculiformes; Cuculidae
Gene: VIL1
Product: villin 1
Exons: 20
Coding region: 153-2633 (826 amino acids)
Biological process (GO): actin polymerization or depolymerization; actin filament severing; regulation of lamellipodium morphogenesis
Cellular component (GO): cytoplasm; actin cytoskeleton; lamellipodium
Molecular function (GO): actin filament binding; phosphatidylinositol-4,5-bisphosphate binding
Source: RefSeq, a predicted model, not a curated record
CCCCACUCCUGUGCCAUACCGGCAGGCUCAGCCUUGGGACGCGGCCACCGAGCAGAGAGUGGCCACUCGGGUGUUACCCUCCGCCCAAAGCUCGGCCUCAACCCUCGCGGGGGCUCUCCAUCCAGGUCCCUCUGCCUGCAGCACCUGUCACCAUGGUGGAGCUCAGCAGCAAAGUCAUCAAGACUCUCAACAAGACCACGCCAGGCAUCCAGAUAUGGCGAAUCGAGAACAUGGAGAUGGUGCCAGUGCCCACUAACAGCUACGGCAACUUCUACGAGGGUGAUUGCUACGUCCUGCUGUCGACACGCAAGACCGGGAGCAGCUUCAGCUACCACAUCCAUUACUGGGUGGGCAAGGAGUCAAGCCAGGAUGAGCAGGGAGCGGCUGCCAUUUACACCAUCCAGAUGGAUGACCACCUGGGCACAGUGGCAGUGCAGCACCGUGAGGCCCAGGGCUACGAGAGUGAGACCUUCCGUGCCUACUUCAAGAAUGGAAUCAUCUACAAGAAGGGGGGGGUGGCUUCAGGCAUGAAGCACGUGGAGACGAACACCUACAACAUCCAGCGCCUGCUGCACGUGAAGGGCAAGAAGAAUGUGAUGGCAGGAGAGGUGGAAAUGAGCUGGAACAGCUUCAAUCGGGGGGACGUGUUCCUGCUGGACCUGGGCCAGCUCAUCAUCCAGUGGAAUGGCCCUGAGAGCAACCGACAUGAGAGGCUGAAGGCGAUGACCCUGGCCAAGGACAUCCGGGACCGCGAGCGUGGGGGCCGUGCCAAGGUGGGCAUAGUGGAGGGAGAGGAUGAGGGCGCCUCGCCAGGACUCAUGCAGGUCCUCACACGCGUGCUGGGUGAGAAGAGGGACAUCAAGGCAGCCAUCCCUGAUGAUCAAGUAGACCAGAAGAUCAAGUCCUCUGUCAAGCUCUACCAUGUUUCCAAUGCCAGUGGCAACCUGGUUAUACAGGAGGUGGCAAUUCGACCCCUGACUCAAGACAUGCUCCUGCAUGAGGACUGCUACAUCCUUGAUCAAGGAGGUCUCAAGAUCUUCGUGUGGAAGGGCAAGAAUGCCAACAAGGAGGAGAAGCAGCAGGCAAUGAGCAGGGCACUGGGCUUCAUCAAAGCCAAGAACUACCCCGACAGCACCAGUGUGGAGACAGAGAAUGAUGGGUCUGAGUCGACCGUUUUCAGGCAGCUCUUCCAGAAAUGGACUGUCCCAAACCAAACCAGCGGGUUGGGCAAGACCCACACCGUGGGCAAAGUGGCCAAGGUGGAGCAAGUGAAGUUUGAUGCCACCACGCUGCAUGCCAAGCCCCAGAUGGCUGCCCAGCAGAAGAUGGUGGAUGAUGGAUCUGGGGAGGUGGAGGUCUGGCGUGUGGAGAACAAUGAGCUGGUUCCUGUACAGAAGCAGUGGCUGGGCCAUUUCUAUGGUGGGGACUGUUACCUGGUGCUUUACACCUAUUUUGUGGGGUCCAAGGUGAACCGCAUCAUCUACAUUUGGCAGGGCCGCCAAGCCACCACAGACGAGCUGGCUGCCUCCGCCUAUCACGCGGUCUUCCUGGAUCAGAAGUACAACAAUGAACCUGUGCAGGUCCGCGUCACCAUGGGCAAGGAGCCAGCCCACCUGAUGGCCAUCUUCAAGGGCAAGAUGGUGGUGUACACGGGUGGCACCUCACGAGCAGGCAAUGAGGAACCUGCACCUUCCACUCGCCUUUUCCAUGUCCAUGGCACCAAUGAGUACAACACCAAGGCCUUUGAGGUGCCCGUCCGUGCCUCUGCCCUCAACUCCAAUGAUGUCUUUGUGCUCAAGACCCCCGGCUGCUGCUACCUCUGGUAUGGGAAGGGCUGCAGUGGGGACGAGCGCGAGAUGGCCAAGACAGUGGCCGACAUCAUCUCCAAGACGGAGAAACAGGUGGUCGCAGAGGGACAGGAGCCAUCCGAGUUCUGGGUGGCCCUUGGGGGCAAGUCCCAAUAUGCCAACAGCAAGAGGCUGCAGGAAGAGGACUCCUCCGUGUCCCCCCGACUCUUUGAGUGCUCCAACAAGACAGGCACCUUUGUGGCCACAGAGAUUGAAGACUUCACCCAGGAUGACCUAGAGGAGGAUGAGGUUUACCUGCUGGAUACCUGGGACCAGGUUUUCUUCUGGAUUGGGAAAGGCGCUAAUGAGGCAGAGAAGGAAGCAGCAGCAGUGAUGGUACAGGAGUACCUGCGGAGCCACCCCAGUGGCCGUGACCUCGACACUCCCAUCAUUGUGGUGAAGCAGGGCUACGAGCCUCCCACCUUCACUGGCUGGUUCCUGGCCUGGGACCCUCUCAACUGGGCUGACAGAAAAUCCUAUGAUGAAUUGAAAGCUGAGCUGGGGGACGAGAGCAGCCUCGGGCAGCUCACCUCAGACUUCACAUCCAGGCAAGAGAUCUUCACUGCCACCACUCAGCUACUCCCCGACAAACUGGAGACCUUCCCCCUGGAUGUGUUGGUGAACACUGCUGCUGAGGACCUGCCACGGGGCGUGGAUCCCAGCAGGAAGGAGUACCACCUCUCCGACCAGGACUUUGAGGCUGUGUUCGGCAUGAGCCGCUCUGCCUUCAGCAACCUGCCCUUGUGGAAACAACAGAAAAUCAAGAAGGACAAAGGACUCUUCUAGGGCAGGAGCCUGUGCCUGACGACACCCCAGCUCGUUAUUUUUAUUAAAUAAAAUACAUUUGG